ACAACACAAGUGGUGAUGAUGAUGUAGAUCUCCAUCCAAAAUCCUAUCUUCGUCAUGCCACCGUCCCACCAUCUAAGUGUCCAUUUCUCAUCCCUACAUUCUCAUCUCACACUCUUACAUUAACCCCUCUUCCGACAUUUUCCUAGGUAUUACACCUCCUCCGACAUGAAGUCUUUGAACGUCUUCAAUCCAUGGCUUCAAACCACCUCUAUCUCCACUCACUCCAACUCUUUCAUUACAACCUUUUACAAACAACUCAGACCCACUUGCCCCAAUCUCAAAUCAGCCCGACCCAUCUCCUCUGUUCUCGCUAAUCAACAAACCCAACAGACCCAGACCCAAACGGGGUCGUUUAAUUUCAAAUCUUACAUGAUCGAGAAAGCUGUAUCGGUUAAUACUGCCCUCAACGACGCCGUUUUGGUGCAAGAGCCACCGAUGAUACACGAGGCGAUGCGGUACUCACUCCUCGCCGGCGGCAAGCGUGUCCGGCCAAUGUUAUGCAUCGCCGCCUGCGAGCUCGUCGGCGGGCGCGAGUCGUUCGCCAUGCCUGCUGCUUGCGCCGUCGAAAUGAUACACACCAUGUCUCUAAUACACGAUGACUUGCCUUGUAUGGAUAACGACGAUCUCCGGCGCGGAAAGCCCACGAACCACAAGGUCUACGGCGAGGACGUGGCGGUCCUCGCCGGAGAUUCGUUACUAGCCUUCGCAUUCUACCACAUAGCCACCUCGACCAAGGGGGUGAGUCCCCGCAGAAUCAUACAAGCCGUUGGGGAGCUGGCCAAGGCUAUUGGGACACAAGGGCUCGUCGCUGGCCAAGUCGUGGAUAUCUUAUUAACCGGCGAUUCAUCGGUCGGAUUGGAUCAGCUUGAAUUCAUACACAUUCAUAAGACGGCGGCAUUGCUGGAGGCAUCGGUGGUUCUGGGAGCCAUUUUGGGGGGUGGGGAGGAAGAGGAAGUGGAGAAACUGAGAAAGUUUGCGAGGUGUGUGGGACUGUUGUUUCAAGUGGUGGAUGAUAUUCUUGAUGUGACCAAGUCGUCUCAACAACUGGGGAAAACGGCGGGGAAGGAUUUGAUGGUGGAUAAAUCAACGUAUCCCAAGCUCAUGGGGUUGGAGAAAUCCAGAGAGUUUGCUCAAAAGUUGAACAGAGAAGCUAAGGAUCAGCUUCUGGGGUUUGAUGAGGCCAAGGCAGCUCCUCUACUUGCAUUGGCUGAUUACAUUGCUUAUAGGGAAAAUUAGUAGUUAGAGGGAACUUCGACAUAUGCUGUUCACAGCUCGUCAAUUAGCAAGGACAUGUCAAAAAUUCUUACAGUUAUAUCAUUUUAAAAUUACAGAACCAUCCGUGAAAUUUGAAAACUGGAAAAGAGUGUAUUCUAAGAUUUUGUUCCUGAUCUAUCCGUGUGCAUUAUGUUGAAUUUCAAGUUUAGUAUUAGUUCUUGUUGAUUUUUGCUUUUGUAUCAAAUGUGUAUUCAGUUUCUUUCAUGGCUGUGUAAAGGUUUUGUUUGACACCGGGCGUUUGGAUGGUUUGUACAUUCUUCUCAA
This is a messenger RNA of Daucus carota subsp. sativus, 1539 nucleotides long. RefSeq names its product geranylgeranyl pyrophosphate synthase, chloroplastic. The transcript has a single exon. Gene Ontology annotation, molecular function: geranylgeranyl diphosphate synthase activity. The record is from RefSeq and is a predicted model, not a curated record. The coding region runs from base 166 to 1236 and encodes 356 amino acids. Lineage: Eukaryota; Viridiplantae; Streptophyta; Magnoliopsida; Apiales; Apiaceae. Gene Ontology annotation, biological process: isoprenoid biosynthetic process.